This is a messenger RNA of Aspergillus novofumigatus IBT 16806, 615 nucleotides long. RefSeq names its product H/ACA ribonucleoprotein complex subunit NOP10. Gene Ontology annotation, biological process: rRNA pseudouridine synthesis; ribosome biogenesis; positive regulation of telomerase RNA localization to Cajal body. The record is from RefSeq and is a predicted model, not a curated record. Gene Ontology annotation, molecular function: box H/ACA snoRNA binding; telomerase RNA binding. Bases 110 to 379 code for a protein of 89 amino acids. NCBI's taxonomy places the organism in Eukaryota, Fungi, Ascomycota, Eurotiomycetes, Eurotiales, Aspergillaceae. Gene Ontology annotation, cellular component: box H/ACA snoRNP complex; box H/ACA telomerase RNP complex. The transcript is spliced from 5 exons.
CUUUAUCGAUCCGAAUUAUCACGAGGGCAAUACAGUCGAGCAGCUAUCGAUCAUAAUUUAAUUAUCCUUAGAACCGCUUCUUAGCUUUAUUCAAUAAUCCGAAUUCAAGAUGCAUCUUAUGUACGUUCUCGACAAGGAUGGCAAGAGGGUGUACACCCUCAAGAAGGUCCUGAACGGCGAAGUCACCAAGUCUGCCCAUCCUGCCCGGUUUUCGCCAGAUGACAAGUACUCCAGACACCGUGUCACCCUCAAGCGGAGAUAUGGCCUCCUGCUGACCCAGCAGCCUGGUACGAUACUUUCUUUAAAUUGCCAUCGUCUUCGAGAAACUAACAAAUUCAAUAGAGAAGACGAACGCGGCGCUGUGAUAAGGAACGAAUAGUAGCAAUCUGAGCUGGUAUACAAAGGGUGUUUUCGAGUCAUUUAUGGGCGAAUGGUGUUAUUGUGCGAUCUUUGAGGACAGAAAAUGUCGUUUACUUGUUGCUCUUUUGGAUAGACACUGCUCAUACGAAGAGAUGUCACCAUCGGACAAUAUGUGCCGCCAAAGAGUAUGCACAUUUUGCUUGAUGAAACUAGUCUAUAUGUUCAUUCCGUCGUAGAUGUCCUAGAAGCUUUAUA